AUGAAUUCAAUCACCUCAAUUUUGGCCUGCCUCACAGGCAAAACCGAUCAAUUCGUCGAUAUCCUCAGCACACAUGAAGGUUCCAAAGAAGAACUUCAUCAUCGUCUGAAGCAAGUCAUCUCCACCAAUGGCUGGACAGAAAGCCUCGCCGAAGGAAUCGAGCACAAGUUAGAGAAACUCAUCCAAGACGGCGCAAAGCUAGCAAAGCCCAUGGCUGAAGCUGUUAAAAGAGCUACAGAGAUAGCUUGGCAGUUUGCGAAAGAGCAUCCUGUCUAUGCUGCUCUUAUCGCAGCGGGGACGAUCAUUACUAUUACUGUACUGGCUGAGUUUGAUCUCAUUUGGGUGUUGAGAGCGUUGGGCUUUGAUCCAAUUGGGCCUCGAGUUGGGAGCUUUGCGGCGCGAUGGAUGAGCAAAAUUGGACAAGUACCCAAAGGAUCAAUUUACUCUUAUCUUCAGCGGUUGGGGAUGAAGAUUGCAAAGUGA
This is a messenger RNA of Fusarium venenatum, 483 nucleotides long. The record is from RefSeq and is a predicted model, not a curated record. NCBI's taxonomy places the organism in Eukaryota, Fungi, Ascomycota, Sordariomycetes, Hypocreales, Nectriaceae.